Ctenocephalides felis (cat flea) is the source of this 645-nucleotide messenger RNA. RefSeq lists its product as uncharacterized. The transcript is spliced from 3 exons. Gene Ontology annotation, molecular function: mRNA binding; protein binding. Bases 125 to 481 code for a protein of 118 amino acids. Lineage: Eukaryota; Metazoa; Arthropoda; Insecta; Siphonaptera; Pulicidae. The record is from RefSeq and is a predicted model, not a curated record.
CUCGCUAAAUCAUUUGUAAAAUCUCGAGCAAGAGAAUAAAAUAUUCAAAAUAUCUAUAUUUAGUGGCAUUAAAUAAUUGUGGUGAAUCUAAAACAAUAUUGUAAUUGUAUGAAUUGAAGUUACAAUGUCUGAACGUAUGAGAAAAUUGUCUAAAACCAGUUCAGUAGACACAAUGGGUUAUGUCGCUAUUUUAAAAAGCAAAGACAUCAAAAUUAUAUUAAGCACUUCCAUAUUUACAAUUGGCAGAGACCUCAAAAACCACCAUGUGAUCCCCGACAUCACAAUAUCAGACUUCCAUUGCAGAUUCAUUUAUGAUCGCUUGAAGAAUUCAUGGUUCCUGAUUGACAGAAGCAUCGGAGGCACUUUUUUAAAUGAUAAGAAAAUGUUUAAACACGAAUUGUGUUCCGUCAAGAGUGGUGACAAGAUUCGAAUUGGCAGUACACGAAGACAUGUAUACAAGUUUUUGUUGUUACAAAAAUAAAUGGAUGGAGAUAAGAUCGGUGGUCUCACUGCUAUUGUGCCAAAUGUAAAAAAUUACUUAUUUUAGGUGACGAUUUUAAAAAUAUAUACAUACAUUUAUUUUAACAAUUAAUUUUUAAACUGACAUUGAAUUUGUAAAUAUGAUAGCAUUAAUAUUAUUAAUAA